This is a messenger RNA of Ostrinia furnacalis (Asian corn borer), 3826 nucleotides long. RefSeq names its product TATA element modulatory factor (gene Tmf). The coding region runs from base 341 to 3721 and encodes 1126 amino acids. The record is from RefSeq and is a predicted model, not a curated record. Gene Ontology annotation, cellular component: endoplasmic reticulum; Golgi apparatus. The transcript has 11 exons. NCBI's taxonomy places the organism in Eukaryota, Metazoa, Arthropoda, Insecta, Lepidoptera, Crambidae.
ACGUUCUUUUUUAUGAUAACAAAUGUCAAAAUCUUUCGUUUAUUUAGCACAAAAUGUAAUUUACAGAAAGAUAUUAGCGAUUUAUGCAAAUUACUGUGGUAAUUGCGCAUCAAUUCUGACCAAAAUUUGCUAAAAAGUUAAGUGUUUCUUUGGUUGACAGAGGGGACAAAAUUGAAAAAUAUAAACAAAAUGGAAACGUCACCUGAUUGAUGUGCUGUGUUGUGAUUCCAGUUUUUCUCAUAACAACCGUCUAUCAACCGUGUCGGACGAUAUAAAAAAGUGUUUGUUACGUGUUUUGUUGUGCUAUUGUGAUAGUAUUCGUUUCUGAUGUGACCUCAUUAUGAAUUGGUUCGACACGUCAGGCCUGACGAGUUUGGCAAAGACAGCCUUGAAGGAGGCCCAGAAGACCAUCGACAAGGCUCUAGACAUACAGGAUGAGAGCGGCGAGGAGCCCGAGGAUGAGUCCCCGCCACAGAGCACCGCGAAAUCGUCUCCGAGCAAGAGUGGGACGCCUCAAAAAGACAGUGAUUUCUUCUCUUCGUGGGGCUUGACCGUGAGCGCUGAGAGUGGCAAGGAUGACCCCAUCAAAGAGCAGCCAGUGGUCACGGAGAGCCCGUCGAAGUCGACCUCGCAGAGCUUGUGGGGAUCCUUCGCAGGUUCAUUCUUUGAACAACCUACAAGUGAGCAUGAUUCCACCAUAGUCCAACCUCCCAAAGCAAAAUCUAUGAAUGUGAUUGCUGACGCCAAAUAUGGCAGUCAAGAUGAUUUAUUUUCUAAAAGCCAGCUAGUUAUGUCAGACGGGGCUGAAGGUUUAGAAUUCAAGAUUGCUAAAACAUCAAAAGAUGAUUUCUCAAAAGUUGAAGACAGAAGAGGUUCAUCGCGUUCAAACAGGUUAUCAUUGGUAUCUAGCAGAAACAGUUCUGAUUCUGUAGAAGUUUUGUCACACAGUUUAAAAACGACCCCCGAUUCGGAAGCAGCUUCCGGGCAGUCCAUGUCGCACAGCAGCAGUGUGGGGCAAAAACUGAACUCUGACUCUGUGGAAAUAUUACCCGACAGUUUGGUUAGUCCGAGUUCUAUUGAGUGCCUUGGCUUUGACAGUUACUCUAGUGAUAGAAAUAGUAGCUCCACAUCAUCCCACUUGUCUCCUGGUGAUGUGAGCGAUAAGAAGUCCACUCCUGUGGGAGAGCGGACUGAGAGAGCCGAGACUGCUGAUAGUGUGAGCCUGGUUGCAGACGAUGAUGAAGAUACUAUGUCUUAUAAUUCUAUAUCGGAGUGUACCGCACCAACAGUUUUAGAUACAGACGACAAAUCUGCUAGUCCCUUUCCAAAAAUGCUUAGGAGUGAAAGUCGAAAAAUUUUAGAGAAGGAUUUCAUACAUUUAGAACAGUCGGUGUUGCCCCAUCGAAUGCAAAUCAGUGAGAACUCAUCUAAUGAUGGCUCGUGGUCUGAUAGAACUCUAAACGCUGACAAUGAGAGCAUUAUUUUGGAAAAUACAGUAGAAGAGCCAAAAAAAGAAAUGGAUCAAGAAGAUAUUUUGAUGGAGAAACUUAGUGACUCCUCAUCAUUUUACAAUGUGAACGUGUCUGUGGACAUGCUCAGGUCUGAGAGUUCUGCAUUUGUAAAUGUUGAGAAGCAGCAGUGCAGCGGGCCAGACAGCGACUCCUCCCAAAAAGAGGGGAGCUUAAAGGAGAGGACUUCUCCAAUUAGCUCGGAUAGUAAAAGUGAUUUAGUGAAGAUUGGCUCUGACAGGACAUCUGGACACACAUCUGGGGAUGAGCUGGAGACUGCCACUUCGUCGGAUAUUGAAAUAAUUCCAAGCCCCAACGGUGACGGUCAUUUUUGCAGAAGUAGUCCAGCCAAGUAUGGGCUAAGGCAAUCCAAAUUUGAUGGAACAACAUCACCGAACCUGGUAGACUUGGUGCUGGGGAAAUCAUUAGCUACAAAGAUACGGGGACACAAUCGGGAGUUGUCGGAGGCUUCCAUUCAAAGCAACACCAGUGAUGAGAGUCAGAGUUCUGAGAAUGAGAGGUUGAUGAGAAGGCUUUGUGAAAUGGCCGAAAUCUUGGAGGCGCGGGAGAACAGACUGAUGGAGGUGAGCCGGAACAAUGCGGAGCUGGCGGAGAGUAAUGCGGACCUCAAGAGCCAGCUGGACUCGAUGGUGGCCAAGCACGAGAGCGGCGAGAUCAACAUGAUCACUGAAGACUACACACAGAGGAUGUCGGCGUUGGAAAAGAAAUUCCAGCAAGCGAUAAGAGAAAAGGAUCAGCUAAGAAAACAACUAGAUACCCUCAAGACCGAGGCGUCUCGGAAGAACUCGUCCGACCUCGAGAACAGCCUGAAAGAGAAAGACGACGUUAUCACCCAGCUACAGGAGGAGGGAGAGAAGCUGGCGCGGCAGCAGCUGCAGCACUCCAACAUCAUCAAGAAGCUCCGCGCCAAGGAGAAGGACAAUGAACAGGUCAUCAAGAGCCUAAGAGACAAGAUAGCAGACCAGACGAGCGAGCUAGAGCGACUGAAGCGCUCGCUUUCCGCCAAGGAAGAGCUGGAGGUGAGCCAGGUGGAAGCCGUGUACCGGCUCACCACCGCCAACAAGAAGCUGGACGCCGAGCUUGCAGAGACAAAAAGCGCGCUAGAUGACGCUACACACCGGCUGGAGUCGACGCGGACGUCGCUGGACGCGGCGCGGCGCGAGCUCACCGCGCUCCGCGGCAGCGGCGACGAGCUGGCCCGCACACGCGCGGCACACGCGCGUCUUGACCACGACCUGCGCGCUGCCCGCGCUGAAGCUGCCGCGCGUGCUGCCGAGCUGGCGCGCCUGCGGGCCGACGUCACGGCCGAGGAGCGCCGCUGGGCGACCCGCGAGGAGGCGCUGCGGCGAGAAGUACGCGAGGCGCGCGAGCUGGCGUGCGCGGACGCGGCGCCGGCGCCCGCGGAGUCGUGCGGCGCCCUGCUGGCGCAGCUGGCGGCCCUGCAGCGCGCCGCUCUCCAGCGGGACACCGCGCACGCGCACCACACGCGCGCCCUCCGCGCCCAGCUGGCGGAAGCGGAGACGUCUUUAGCCAAGGCGGUGGAGCGCGAGCGGGUGUCUCGUGAGGAGGCGGCGGCGGCUACCUCUCGCCUGGCCGCGGCAGAAGGCUUGCUACAGGACGCACAGGCUCGCCUGGACGCCGUCACCGCGCACGCACAGCAGCUGUUGAAUAGGGUCACUAAGCUGGAGGAGGAGCUAGCCAACAAAUCGUCCGAGCUGGACAGGGUUCUGUGCGAGAAGGAAGCGACAAGUUCAGAACUGCAUGGACUGCUGGCGGCGGCGCAGCAAGCGCUGGACGCCGAGCGAGCGGCGCUGGAUACUGAGAGGAAGCGGAACUCCAUAUUGCAGGACGAGGGGUCUAUCACGCCGACGGGCGCAGGCGCAGCUGCUUCGCUGUCGGCCGCGCUGGGCGUUGAAGACGCGCUCACCCGCCGCGACGGCUCCUUGCGUGCGUUGACGGCACAGCUGCACCAAGCACGAGCUGAGAGGAGCCGCGCUUGUGACAGUCUUGCGGCAUUGCAGGCGCGGUUAGAUGACUACCAGAGCCUGCAGGAGCAGUACGACGCGCUACUACAGAUGUACGGCGAGAAGGAGGAGCAACUGAGCGAGGCGCGCCUCGACCUCGCCGACGUCACCGCGCUCUACAAGGCGCAGCUCGCCGACCUAGUCACGCUGAGACAGCAGGCCAGGUAGCCGCCCAUCGCCAGCGCUUCGAGACCAACAUUUGGCAAGUGCUGAGAAGAGAAGAACCGCCCACCAGCCCCGCCCAUGCAGGCAUACAGCCGGUUUUGAGAUCUC